Molecule: messenger RNA, 1446 nt
Organism: Mytilinidion resinicola
Lineage: Eukaryota; Fungi; Ascomycota; Dothideomycetes; Mytilinidiales; Mytilinidiaceae
Product: RNA-binding domain-containing protein
Exons: 8
Coding region: 1-1446 (481 amino acids)
Cellular component (GO): cytoplasm; nucleus
Molecular function (GO): mRNA binding
Source: RefSeq, a predicted model, not a curated record
AUGUCCAUCGACAACGCUAACGCUCAGGACUUCCAGCGCGAGCGCUCCCGCUCUCCCCGCCGUCGCUCUAGGUCGCCGCGUCGCAGCCGCCGCUCCUACUCUCCACGUAGCCAUUCCCGCAGCCGCGAGGACUUCCGCCGCACCGACCGCCGUUCCCGAUCGCCAGGUGGAGCUGUCCAGGGUGGUGCCACCUCGUUCACCGGUUCUUACGGCGCGUCUCGAGGAGCGCCGACCCGCAACCCGGAGGAGCGCGUUCAGGCCAAGGAACAGAUGAUGCAGUCUCUUCGGGAGUCGUCCCAGCAGGAUCGCCGCGUCUACGUCGGCAACCUCUCGUACGACGUGAAAUGGCAUCAUCUCAAAGAUUUCAUGCGACAGGCCGGCGAGGUCCUGUUCGCGGACGUGUUACUUCUUCCAAAUGGAAUGUCAAAGUACGCUACUAGGGAACAAGCCCAACAGGCGGUCAACACGCUCAGCAAUCAAAACCUGAUGGGCCGACUGGUCUACGUCCGCGAGGACCGUGAGGCCGAACCCCGCUUCACUGCCCCGCCGGCGCGCGGUGGAUUCGACGGAGGCAUCGGUCGUGGAGGCUUUGGAGGACCCAACUUCGGACCCACCCCGGGUGGUGGUGGCCGACAGAUCUACGUCGCCAACCUCCCCUACAAUGUGGGAUGGCAGGAUCUCAAGGAUCUGUUCAGACAAGCUGCUCAUACCGGCUCUGUGAUCCGCGCAGAUGUUCACGUCGCUCCCGAUGGUCGUCCGAAGGGAUCCGGCAUCGUCGCUUUCGAGACCGCGGAUGACGCCCGCACCGCCAUUCAACAGUUCAACGGAUACGAUUGGCAAGGUCGCCAGCUCGAGGUUCGCGAGGACCGGUUCGCCCAAGCUCCCCCUGGAGGAGGAUUCGGUGGCCGCGGAGGAUUCGGUGGAGGAUUCGGAGCUCGUGGAGGAUUUGGAGGUGCUCGUGGCGGAUUCGGAGGUGCUCGUGGAGGAUUCGGCGGCGGUUUCGGCGGUGGUCGCGGUGGCUUCGGUGGUGGCUUCGGUGCACCUGCUCCGGCUGCUGGUGGCUUCGACGCAGGAGGCGCGUCAAAUCCCCCGAACGAGUUCACCGACUACGCGACCUCUGGCGGAGAGGAGAGCGAGACCAUAUAUGUCCGCAACCUUCCCUGGUCGACCUCCAAUGAGGACUUGGUCGAGCUGUUCAGUACCAUCGGCAAGGUCGGCCGCGCCGAGAUCCAGUAUGAAGCAAAUGGUCGCUCCCGCGGCACAGGUGUGGUCCAGUUCGAGAAGUUGGAGGACGCUGCCACUGCCAUUGCCAAGUUCACUGGAUAUCAGUACGGUGGUCGCCCGCUUGGUCUUUCCCACGUCCGAUACACCAACAUUUCCAAUGGAGGUGAAGCUAUGGAGGGAACCGAGGCUACCGGCGGUCUUACCCAGGAUCAGAUCAUGUAG